GUUUCUCGCUCAGCCCGGGGCAGGUAGGAGGCGCUCGGGAGACUAAAGGCAGCGCUCGCUUUCCCCGCUGGCAGAACCAUGUCCGACCCCAGGGUCAGCUCGUACCUUAGCAACCUGCUGUGUAACCAUGAGGGUCGCCUGCGCCGCUCCCAACUGAGCGACCUCCUGCAACUGCCGCCUGAACAGAUCGAGCAGAUUCUCCAAGAGGAACCGCAGCGAUUCUCUGUAUCGGGGGACCUGGUUCUGGCCCGGACCCCCUUGCGCAUUUGUCCCCAGUAUCUGCGAGAGGAACAAGAAGAUGAAGAGUGCGACAAGCUGCAUCUUUGUCGCCACUACUUGCAGGGAAAAUGCAGGGACAGGAGGCCUCCAUGCAGAUUUUCUCAUGACACCGGAUCAGAACAAAACAAGGCCGUGUUGAAGGCGCACGAGUAUUUUGGAUUUGAUGAUGAUACACUGAAGGUCCUUCUUCUCCAGAAUGAUCACUCACUUCUGCCUGAGGUGUGUGUGAAAAAUCUGCAUAGCAAAUGUGAUCAAGGAAACGGCUGCACUCGUCUCCAUGUCUGCGGUUUCUUCACUCGCGGCGAGUGCAACCGGCACAACUGCAAACACUCCCACUGUCUCCUGGAAUCGAGCACAGAAUUGAUAAUGAAACAGAGCCGCCAUUCUCUUGUCUCCAUCGAAAAUUUCCAGAUGCUUUGUGUUAUAAAGUGCAACGAGGUGCUCAAUUUGCAAAAGGAGGAGGCUAAAGAUGGAGCACAGUGUGGCCCUUCAGGAGCAGGAAGAGGAAGAGGCAGGGGAAGAGGGCGGGGUAGAAACCAGAGAACAAGAGGCAGGCCAGGACACCGUCCCAGUAGAGGGUCCAGAAGCCACAGUACCCCAGGGAGGGGUGACAGUCGGCGCAGUACACCAGAUGAAUUGGAUAGUGAUGAUGAAGACGGACUGUUUAUUUCAGGAUUGAAACAAGAUGAAUCAACUCCAAUGUCUGGUCCAAGGUCAACCGCUGUGUCUACAACUUAUUUCUCAGCAUCACAUCCCACCCCAAAUACCCUACCUCAAAUACCAUCAAGAUUACUGAAUAUAAAUGAUUUAUCAAUAUCCAGUGGGCAGAACGUCACCAGCAGUCAAGAAAACCGUGCCCCAUCUGGUUCCAUAUUGAAAACCAAUAUUGGCAUGUACUUAGCUACUGGUGCCACAUCUAGGGAGCAGAAAGUCAACUCUAUGACCACCAAUCCUGGCUUGUCUGCAAGCACCGGAACUACAUCUGUGGCACAGAAUUUCAACUCUACCCCUACCAAUAUUGGCAUGUAUUUACCCACUGGUGCCACAUCUAGGGAGCAGAAAGUCAACUCUAUGACCACCAAUCUUGGCUUGUCUGCAAGAACGGGUACUACAUCUGUGGCACAGAAUUUCAACGCUACCCCUACCAAUAUUGCCAUGUACUUGCCCACUGCUUCUAGAUCAAUGGAGGAGAAGGUCAACUCUACCAUUACCAAAACUGGCAUGUACUCCACCACUAGUACCACAUCUGUGGGGCAGAAGGUCAACUCUACCCCUACCAAUAUUGGCAUGUACAUACCCACUCGUGCCACAUCUAUUGAACAGAAAGCCAACUCUAUGACCACCAACCCUGGCUUGUCUGCAAGCACCGGUACCACAUCUAUGACACCGAAUUUCAACUCUACCCCUACCAAUAUUGGCAUGUACAUACCCACUCGUGCCACAUCUAUUGAACAGAAAGCCAACUCUAUGACCACCAACCCUGGCAUGUCUACAAGCACCGGUACCACAUCUAUGACACCGAAUUUCAACUCUACCCCUACCAAUAUUAGCAUGUACUUAGCUACUGGUGCCACAUCUAGGGAGCAGAAAGUCAAAUCUAUGACCACCAAUCCUGGCUUGUCUGCAAGCACUGGAACUACAUCUAUGACACCGAAUUUCAACUCUACCCCUACCAAUAUUGGCAUGUACAUACCCACUCGUGCCACAUCUAUUGAACAGAAAGCCAACUCUAUGACCACCAACCCUGGCAUGUCUACAAGCACCGGUACCACAUCUAUGACACCGAAUUUCAACUCUACCCCUACCAAUAUUGGCAUGUACUUAGCUACUGGUGCCACAUCUAGGGAGCAGAAAGUCAACUCUAUGACCACCAAUCCUGGCUUGUCUGCAAGCACGGGUACUACAUCUGUGGCACAGAAUUUCAACGCUACCCCUACCAAUAUUGCCAUGUACUUGCCCACUGCUUCUAGAUCAAUGGAGGAGAAGUUCAACUCUACCGUUACCAAAACUGGCAUGUACUCCACCACUAGUACCACAUCUGUGGGGCAGAAGGUCAACUCUACCCCUACCAAUAUUGGCAUGUACAUACCCACUCAUGCCACAUCUAUUGAACAGAAAGCCAACUCUAUGACCACCAACCCUGGCAUGUCUACAAGCACCGGUACCACAUCUAUGACACCGAAUUUCAACUAUACCCCUACCAAUAUUGGCAUGUACUUAGCUACUGGUGCCACAUCUAGGGAGCAGAAAGUCAAAUCUAUGACCACCAAUCCUGGCUUGUCUGCAAGCACUGGAACUACAUCUGUGGCACAGAAUUUCAACUCUAACCCUACCAAUAUUGGCAUGUACUUACCCACUGGUGCCACAUCUAGGGAGCAGAAAGUCAAAUCUAUGACCACCAAUCCUGGCAUGUCUGCAAGCACGGGUACUACAUCUGUGGCACAGAAUUUAAACUCUAACCCUACCAAUAUUGGCAUGUACAUACCCACUGGUGCCACAUCUAGGGAGCAGAAAGCCAACUUUAUGACCACCAAUCCUGGCAUGUCUGCAAGCACCGGUACUACAUAUUUGGCACAGAAUUUCAACUCUACCAAUAUUGGCAUGUACAUACCCACUGGUGCCACAUCUAGGGAGCAGAAAGCCAACUCUAUGACCACCAAUCCUGGCAUAUCUGCUACAACCACUAGAACUACAUCUGUGGCACAGAACGUCAAUGCCACCACCAUUGGCAUGUUUGCAACCACUUGUACUACAUCUGGCGUCAACUCUACUACCAGCAGUCCAGUGAAUUCAGCUGUUUCCAUCAAUAAGAAGGAACCCGACCGGCAUGUUGAAUAUAGCGAGAUCUGUCUCCAUCACAUAUGGAAUUACUGCAGGCUCGGGAACAGGUGUGGUGAGAUGCAUUAUCAUUUGCCCUACCGCUGGCAGGAGAAACUGGGCGCUGAGUGGCAAGAUGCUUGCUACAUGGAUGCUAUGGAGAGGGCAUUCUGCCAGCCUCAGAACGACAGUUAUUUGGGGGUUGAUUUUGCAACAAUGACCUAUGGGCCAACCUACAUCCGCCGACUGUCCACGCCUUCAUCGGCCACGAGAUCCCCCGAGUUUGUCCUGACCACGGAGUGGAUCUGGUACUGGCAGGACGAACAUGGAACAUGGAUUGAGUACGGAAAAUCCAACACAAAGCAGACGAGAGCCUCAAUAACAUCACUGCACUUGGAGUCCAAGUAUCUCACUGAUCCGAACUCCGUGGUUCCGUUCCAGGCUGGAGGUCACUGCUAUGAGAUUAGCUUCAAAGACAUGAUUCAGAAAAAUAUUGAAUACAAGACCGAGAGGCGAAUCCGCCGGAGACCCAAGUACCAGUCGCCUGAAGAUGUACAGAAACUCAAGGGGACCACAAAAGAAGUACCAAGUAGUUCUCCUCUAAGGAACAGAUAUUACCCGUCAGAUUGGGACAUCUCUGCCCUGCCUGAUAAAGGAUAUAAGUCCGUGCCUGUUUCUGAGAGUUCCCCUGAGUACACACAGAUCCUCUGCCUCUUUAAUAAAACUAUGUCUGGCCAAACAGUGAAGAUCCAACGAAUCCAGAACAAGUCUCUCUGGGCGCUCUACCAAUGGCAAAAGGUGCAGAAGCAGAAAGCAAACCCGGGGAAGGGAGUGGAAGAGAAGCAGCUUUUUCAUGGGACCGACCCAUCUCACGUCACUGCCAUCUGUCACCAGAACUUUGACUGGCGAAUGUGCGGCACCAAUGGAACUUUAUAUGGAGAUGGGAGUUAUUUUGCCAGAGACGCCUCCUACUCCCAUAACUACUCGUUCCCUAAUUCUACAGGCAAGAGAAUGAUGUUUGUGGCGCGGGUGCUGGUGGGAGACUACGUGACUGGUAACUCCGCCCUGAAACGGCCUCCGCUGAGACCUGGCAGCUGCACCCAAUUCUAUGACAGUUGCGUGGAUACUUUGCUCAAUCCUUCCAUCUUUGUGGUGUUUGAAAAGGAUCAGAUUUACCCGGAAUAUCUCCUGGAGUAUGAACCAAAGACAGAGGAAACGUCGUGCUGCAUCAGUUAAAAGAACCUCAGACUUGGCUUUUGGGAAGGACCCUUUGAUUUGCAAUGUUAUAAACAUGUUAAAUAACUGACAGCGACGGGAAAGAUUUACUUAAAUGUGAAAAAAAAAAAUAUCUGGGACUGAACUGUGGGAUUCAAAUUCUCAGGAUAAAAUAAGCAAAUAAACAAUCAAAGAAUC
Messenger RNA from Xenopus laevis (African clawed frog), 4509 nucleotides. Its product is annotated as zinc finger CCCH-type antiviral protein 1-like. The transcript is spliced from 13 exons. Bases 79 to 4332 code for a protein of 1417 amino acids. The record is from RefSeq and is a predicted model, not a curated record. NCBI's taxonomy places the organism in Eukaryota, Metazoa, Chordata, Amphibia, Anura, Pipidae.